UAAUGGCUCUUAAGAGAAUUCAAAAAGAAUUAGCAGACUUAGCUAAGGAUCCACCAGCCAAUUGUUCUGCUGGUCCAGUUGAUGAUAAAGAUAACUUUCAUUGGUAAGCAACAAUUAUGGGACCAGAAGGUUCGCCUUAUCAAGGAGGAGUCUUUUUCUUAAAUAUUCAUUUUCCUACAGAUUAUCCAUUUAAACCUCCUAAAAUAAACUUUGUUACUCGAAUUUAUCAUCCAAAUAUUAAUUAGAAUGGGGCUAUUUGUCUAGAUAUAUUAAAAGAUUAAUGGUCACCUGCAUUAACAAUUAGCAAAGGUAUUUAAAUAAUUUAUAGAAUAUUUUAGUGUUGCUUAGUAUAUCUUCCCUUUUAACUGAUCCAAAUCCAGAUGAUCCUCUUGUACCAGAGAUUGCAAAUAUCUUCAAAUAGGACAAAAAUAAAUAUGAAUAAUAUGCUAGAGAGUUUACAAAAAAACAUGCAUAAUGAU
Messenger RNA from Paramecium pentaurelia, 479 nucleotides. The record is from the annotation of a GenBank genome assembly. NCBI's taxonomy places the organism in Eukaryota, Ciliophora, Oligohymenophorea, Peniculida, Parameciidae.